AUGUCAGUGAACAUUUCUACGGCAGGAAAGGGUGUGGAUCCAAAUACGGUUGAUACUUAUGACAGUGGCGAUGAUUGGGAAAUCGGGGUUGGAAAUUUAAUAAUUGAUUUGGACGCUGAUUUGGAGAAGGACAGACAGAAAUUUGAAAUGAAUAAUUCCACCAACACCACUAGCAGCAGCAACUCUAAGGAUUGUGGAGGUCUGGCCUCCAGUGGGGCCGGUGCUACCGCAGCCUUAGCGGAUGGCCUAAAAUUUGCUUCUGUUCAGCCCUCUGCUCCCCAGGGGAAUUCACACAAAGAGACCAGCAAAUCAAAAGUGAAAAGGAGUAAAACUUCUAAGGAUGCUAAUAAAUCUCUGCCUUCUGCUGCCUUGUAUGGGAUUCCCGAGAUCAGCGGCACUGGCAAGAGGCAGGAAGUCCAAGGGCGCCCUGGAGAGGCAACUGGCAUGAAUUCAGCGCUGGGUCAAAGUGUGAGCGGCGGCGGCGGCGGCGGCGGCGGCAACCCGAACAGCAAUAGUACCAGCACCGGCACCUCCGCUGCCACCGCGGGGACGGCCUCCUGCGGGAAAAGCAAAGAGGAGAAGCCAGGUAAAAGCCAGAGCAGCCGAGGCGCCAAGCGGGAUAAGGAUGCGGGGAAAUCCAGGAAGGACAAGCACGACCUGCUUCAGGGCCACCAGAAUGGCAGUAGCAGCCAGGCCCCUUCCGGGGGUCUCUUUGGCUUUGGGGCCAAGAGCAAUGGAGGUGGCGCGAGCCCCUUCCACUGCGGGGGCACUGGGAGUGGCAGCGUCGCGGCUGCUGGGGAAGUUAGCAAAAGUGCCCCGGAUUCAGGGCUCAUGGGAAACUCUAUAUUGGUAAAGAAGGAAGAGGAGGAGGAGGAGAGCCACAGGCGAAUCAAGAAACUGAAAACUGAGAAGGUUGACCCCCUGUUUACAGUGCCAGCACCACCGCCGCCGAUUUCCAGCAGUCUCACGCCUCAGAUUCUGCCCUCCUACUUUUCCCCAUCUUCAUCCAAUAUUGCAGCACCGGUUGAACAGCUUUUGGUUCGGACUCGUUCCGUGGGUGUCAAUACGUGUGAAGUUGGAGUAGUGACAGAGCCAGAGUGUCUUGGGCCCUGUGAACCCGGGACCAGUGUGAAUUUGGAAGGGAUCGUGUGGCAUGAAACAGAAGAAGGUGUCCUAGUGGUCAAUGUCACGUGGAGGAACAAAACUUAUGUAGGGACCUUAUUGGACUGCACCAAGCACGACUGGGCCCCUCCCAGGUUCUGCGAGUCACCGACCAGCGACCUGGAGAUGAGAGGGGGCCGGGGCCGGGGGAAAAGAGCGAGGUCUACUGCAGCUGCCCCGGGCUCGGAGGCCAGCUUCACAGAGUCCAGAGGGCUGCAGAACAAGAACAGAGGGGGGGCCAAUGGGAAAGGGAGGCGGGGCAGCCUCAAUGCCAGCGGGCGAAGGACACCCCCGAAUUGUGCCGCCGAGGACAUCAAAGCCAGCCCCUCCUCCACCAACAAAAGGAAAAACAAGCCUCCGAUGGAGCUAGACCUGAACUCCAGCUCCGAGGACAAUAAGCCCGGGAAGCGUGUCCGCACAAAUUCAAGAAGCACUCCCACCACCCCUCAAGGGAAACCAGAGACGACUUUUUUGGACCAGGGCUGCUCUUCUCCAGUGUUGAUUGAUUGUCCGCACCCAAACUGCAACAAAAAGUACAAGCACAUCAACGGCCUCAGGUACCACCAGGCUCAUGCCCACUUAGACCCAGAGAACAAGCUGGAGUUCGAACCGGACAGCGAGGGCAAGAUCUCGGACUGCGAGGAGGCCUUGAGCAACGUGGCGCUGGAAUGCAGCGAGCCAAACACAAGUGUAUCGACUUACGAGCAGGUGAAGGCGCCAGUGUCCCCUGGCUCGGGGAACCCCCCCGGAACCCCCAAGGGGAAGAGAGAGCUGAUGAGCACUGGCCCGGGCUCUGUUAUAGGAUCGAAGCCUGGGAAGAAUUCUGGCAAAAAGAAGGGCCUCAACAGUGACCUCAACAACCUUCCAGUCAUCUCCAACAUGACGGCCACCGUAGACAGCUGCUCGGCGGCAGACGGCAGUUUGGCUGCUGAAAUGCCCAAACUGGAAGCAGAAGGCUUAAUCGAGAAGAAAAAUUUGGGAGAGAAAGAAAAGGGCAAAAAAGCCAACAGCUGCAAAAUGGACAAAAACCUCUCGAAGCUUAAAAGUGCCCGGCCCAUUGCUCCCGCUCCGGCCCCGACGCCGCCACAGCUAAUCGCUAUUCCCACUGCAGCCUUUACGGGCACCACCACGGGGACCAUACCCGGACUGCCCUCCCUCACAACCACGGCGGUCCAGGCCACACCAAAGAGUCCUCCGUUAAAGCCCAUUCAGCCAAAGCCCACGAUUAUGGGGGAGCCCGUCACCGUGAACCCAGCUCUCGUGUCGCUCAAAGACAAAAAGAAAAAGGAGAAGCGGAAGCUGAAGGACAAAGAAGGGAAAGAGACGGGGAGCCCGAAAACGGAUGCGAAGCUGGGCAAACUGGAGGACGCCAAGGGGGCUGGCAGAGAUGUAUCCGGGCAUUUCUUAAAGGACCAUCUCAACAAGAAUGAAGGGCUGGCGAACGGGCUGUCCGAGUCGCAGGAGAGCCGGAUGGCCAGUAUCAAAGCCGAGGCUGAUAAGGUUUACACUUUCACCGACAAUGCUCCCAGCCCUUCCAUCGGCAGUGCCUCGAGGAUGGAGUGCAGCGCGUUGGUGAAUGGGCAGGCGCCCGUGGCCCCGCUGCACGUGCUGACCCAGAAUGGGGCAGAGAGUUCCGCAGCCAAGACGAGCAGCCCUGCCUACUCGGACAUCUCUGAUGCUGCCGAUGACGGCGGUUCUGACAGCAGGUCGGAGGGCGUGAGGUCAAAGGCCAGUUCCCCGUCAGAUAUCCUUUCUAGUAAGGAUGGUGUUGUAAAAGGGCAUUCUUCAACGACAGCACAAUCAUCUCAGAUGAAAGAGUCUCACUCUCCCUAUUACCAUGGCUACGAUCCUUAUUAUUCUCCAAGUUACAUGCACCCUGGGCAGGUCGGUGCCCCUGUAGCUGGGAACGGCGGGAGUGCGCAGGGAAUGAAGAUCAAGAAGGAGUCUGAGGAAGAUGCAGACAAGAAAGACAAGGCAGAGCAGCUCGAGGCCAAGAAAGUGGACCAUAAUUCUGCAUCCUUACAGCCUCAGCACCAAUCGGUGAUCACGCAGAGACACCCGGCCCUGGCUCAGUCACUGUAUUAUGGCCAGUACGCCUACGGGCUCUAUAUGGACCAGAAGUCUCUGAUGGCCACCAGCCCUGCCUAUAGACAGCAGUAUGAGAAGUACUAUGAGGACCAGAGGCUGGCAGAGCAGAAAAUGGCCCAAACUGGGAGAGGAGACUGUGAAAGGAAAAAUGAGCUCCCCUUGAAAGAGCUGGGCAAAGAGGACAGUAAACAGAAAAACAUGCCAUCGGCCACAAUCUCAAAAGCUCCCUCUACUCCGGAGCCUAACAAAAACCAUUCUAAACUAGGGCCGUCAGUGCCUAAUAAAUCUGAGGAGACAGGUAAAUCACAGCUUCUCUCCAAUCACCAGCAGCAGCUUCAGGCCGACAGCUUCAAAGCUAAGCAGAUGGAAAACCACCAGCUUAUUAAGGAGGCUGUAGAAAUGAAAUCUGUCAUGGACUCUAUGAAGCAGACAGGUGUAGACCCAACCUCGAGAUUUAAACAAGAUCCAGAUUCAAGGACAUGGCAUCAUUAUGUAUACCAACCCAAGUACCUAGACCCGCAAAAGUCAGAAGAACUUGAUAGAGAAAAGAAACUAAAAGAGGAUAGUCCCAGGAAAACCCCCAACAAAGAGGGUGGUGUGCCCAGCCUUCCUGUAUCGUUAACGAGCAUCAAAGAGGAGCCCAAAGAGGCCAAGCGUCCUGAUUCUCAAUCCUUGGAUGAGAGCAAGCUGAAAAACGAUGAUCGCAAGACUCCCGUGAACUGGAAGGACUCUCGGGGAGCCAGAGUGGCCGUCUCCUCCCCCAUGAGUCAGCAUCAGUCCUACAUACAGUACUUGCAUGCUUACCCUUACCCGCAGAUGUAUGACCCCAGCCACCCUGCAUACCGGGCUGUUUCUCCCGUCCUAAUGCACAGUUACCCUGGGGCCUAUCUCUCGCCAGGAUUUCAUUACCCUGUUUACGGGAAGAUGUCAGGGAGAGAAGAGGCAGAGAAGGUCAAUACCAGCCCUAACAUCACCACGAAAACAACCACUGAAUCGAAAGCACUGGAUUUGCUCCACCAGCACGCCAGCCAGUACCGCAGCAAGUCUCCCGCUCCUGUGGAAAAGGCUUCAGCUGAGCGGGAGCGGGAAGCGGAGAGGGAGAGGGACCGCCACUCCCCCUUUGGCCAGCGGCACCUGCAUACACACCACCACACCCAUGUGGGCAUGGGGUACCCACUCAUCCCUGGGCAAUACGACCCUUUCCAAGGCUUGACCUCUGCUGCCCUCGUUGCCUCUCAGCAGGUGGCUGCCCAGGCAUCUGCAUCAGGAAUGUUUCCUGCACAAAGAAGGUAA
Molecule: messenger RNA, 4542 nt
Organism: Mesoplodon densirostris (Blainville's beaked whale)
Lineage: Eukaryota; Metazoa; Chordata; Mammalia; Artiodactyla; Ziphiidae
Gene: ZNF608
Product: zinc finger protein 608
Exons: 8
Coding region: 1-4542 (1513 amino acids)
Biological process (GO): regulation of transcription by RNA polymerase II
Cellular component (GO): nucleus
Source: RefSeq, a predicted model, not a curated record